AUGGAUGAUUCGAGAGUGGCAAAGUGCACCUAUGGUGGUGGAACUUUAAUGCUUAUUUUGUCUUCAACUACUACUUUUGAUUGGCUGUCCAACGAGUUGUGUAGUAGGUUCAAGCUGAAGUUAGGUCAUUUUGAGUUGAGGUACUCUUAUACGGAUUGCUCCAAUUGUUUAUUGGAAUUGGAUGAUGAUUUGAAAAUCAUGUUUAUGGUAUGUGGACUGACGAAGGAUCAAUUAAUUCACAUUGCUGUUAGGGAUAAGGCUGUAGUGAAUUAUGUUCAAACUGUUAAUACGAACAUAAUUGCUUCUCCUUUUUUGUUGGAGGCUGUUCCUAACAAUUACAGUUUUGCAGAAGAUGAGGAUACAUGUAAAUAUUCAAUUCAAACUGGUAGUAUUGUUGAUUCAAAUGCAGCUUCUUCUUCUUCUUUGAGUAUGGAUUUUGAUGGUAUUAGCAGUGAGUAUGGAAAUGAAUAUUUAGGCAAAUAUGGUAGUUGUGGAGGUCGUAAGUAUUUGUCUACUGAUUGGGAGGGUUAUAUUACUCAUGAGGGUCAGAAGUUUGAGGGUGGAGUUUGUGAAUUCCGUGAUAAGUUGGCUAAGUACUCGAUUGAGAAUGGUUUUAAGAUGAAAUAUUUGAAAAAUGAGCCUCGUCGUGUUACUGCUGUGUGUGCUAAGAAGGAAUCAAAUGGCUGUGAGUGGCAUGUGCAUGCUGUUAAGUCGAAUGUAAAUGGAUUUUUUUAUAUUAAGAACUUAAAUAAUGCACACAGUUGCAGUGGUUUGAUCCGUGAGAAGAGAAAUAAGGCAAUGGGGUCUCGUUUGGUGUCUUCAAUUGUCAAAGAUAAGGUUCGUAGCAAUCCUUUGGUAAGGCCUAUUGAGCUGAUUACUGAUUUGAAGGAGAAUUAUGGAUUGGAUAUCCCUUAUCAUGUUGCGUGGUAUGGGAAGGAGUCGGCUACUAAGGAUUUGCAUGGUGAUGAGGAGUUGUCUUAUGCUCACCUGCCUUGGUAUGUGAAUGUUUUGAAGGCCAGCAAUGUCGGAUCUCAUUGUGUGCUUGACUGUGGCGAGGAUGGUUCUCGUUUCCAGCGGAUCUUUAUAUGUUUUAAGGCCUCCAUUGAUGGUUUUCGGUGGUGUAGGCCUAUGCUGUUCAUUGAUGGUACUUUCGUCACAAACAAGUACAAGGGUACUCUUCUAGGAGCUACUGCAAAGAAUGGAAAUAAAGAAGUAUUCCCUUUUGCCUUUGCGAUUGUAUCUGGUGAAACUGUGGAUAAUUGGAGGUGGUUUCUGCAAAGGAUAUCUGAAGUCUUGGUUGAUGAAGGUAGGCAACUUACAUUCAUUUCUGAUAGGCAUGGUGCUAUUAUCGAUGCUUUGUUGUAUGCACCGACUGUUGAGGAAUAUCAAGAUACGUUGAAAAAAUUAAGAGAUGAUGGCGGUUCAAAAAUAAUUGAUAAGUUUUUGGCUGAUCUCCCUGUCCAAAAUUUUGCUAAUGCAUUUUUUCCGGGAAAGAGGUAUGGGGAGGUUAGUAAUGCCUUGUCCGAGUCGUUUAAUUCAUGGAUUAAGGAUGUGCGUAGGCUUCCAAUUUAUGAGAUGAUUGACACUGUUAGGAUCAAAAUGAUGGAGAUGAUUUCUAGGAGGAAGCUUGCAUCCGAGAAAUGGAGUAGUGUUUUGUGUCCUGUUAUUGAGGAUGAGUUGAAGAAUUUAGCUGCAAAGGGUCGUCAUUGGAGGAUAUGUCGCGCGAGUGAAUCUGUUUUUGAAGUUCAUGCUGAUUUGAGUGUUAUGGUCAAUUUGGACGAGAGGUUUUGCUCCUGUUAUCAGUGGCAAUUGCUUGGGUUUCCGUGUCAGCAUGCGAUUCAAGUUAUCCAACAUUCCGGGUUAUGUUUGUACAACUUUGUGGAUGAGUAUUACAAGGCAGACUUUUAUAAGGCUACUUAUGCAACCCUUAUAUUUCCCAUACCUGAUAUUGAGAAGCCUCCUCCUGCAGAUGUUUUUCUUCUACCUCCUCAUACAAGAAAGCCUCCGGGACGACCUCCGACAAAGCGCUUCAAGUCAAGCAGUGAAACUAAAAGGCAGGUGAAGUGCAAGAGAUGCGGUUCUUGUGAUCGUCAUAAUAGGAGGACUUGCAAGGUUCCUAUUUGA
Prunus armeniaca (apricot) is the source of this 2124-nucleotide messenger RNA. Lineage: Eukaryota; Viridiplantae; Streptophyta; Magnoliopsida; Rosales; Rosaceae. The record is from the annotation of a GenBank genome assembly.